UUAGUUUUUGAUUCAAUUGUUAUCCGUGAUCGCGAAAGGAGACGUGCUUCCUGGUCAUGAUUGUGGACUAAUUUUUUAAAGUUUUCCGAGUUUUUCCAUGCCAUUUAUUUAAUUUUUAUAUAAUCUAGUUUAAAUACGAUGGCAGAUUUCGAUGUUAUAUACGAGGAGGAUGAGAUCGAAGGCGAGGAACUACCCAGCGAAAACUUUAUCAGCUCAGUACCUGACCCAGUUGUAGUCAGAGGGGCAGGAAAUUUAACAGUUUUUGGACUCAGUAAUAAAUUCGACACCGAGUUCCCUAGUGGUUUGGUAUCCAGAGUAGCACCAGAGGAAUACUCGGCAACAUUAAGCAGAGUGAAUUCAGUCUUGAAGAAAACACUUCCAGUCAAUGCCAAGUGGUUGUUUUGUGGAUGUGUUUGUUGCUGUUGUACCCUAGGCUGUUCAUUGUGGCCGGUCGUUUGUCUUAGCAAAAGAACUCAGCACUCAAUAGACAAGUUACUUGAGUGGGAGAAUAAUCAUCUUUAUCACAAAUUGGGCCUUCACUGGAGAUUAACAAAACAAAGAUGUGAUUCCUCAUCAAUGAUGGAAUAUGUCCUGCUCAUUGAAUUCAUUCCCAAAAUACCCAUCUACAGGCCUGAUUGAUGGAAGAAUCUUGAAGUCCUCUCAAAAUAUGUUCUUGGGAGGUAUGUUUCACAAGUGCAAGUACUUAUGAUUCACGUCAUUGUUGAUCAAAUCCUGUGUAACUGUAUGUACAUUUUUGUAAUUAAGAUACCUUGAGCUGUUAUCCUCUCCUACUUGACUGACAAUGUUACUGUACAGAGAUUCACAUAAUUUUUAAAUAGUCAGUUGAGUGAGCUCACAUUUGUGAUUUUUAUUUUUUCCAAUUUUGUCUUUGCAACCUUGCAGUCAAAAUGUAUCAGACUCUCUUAUUUGCUUAGUCAAACCGUACGUUAACCAAGCGUUUGAAGUCAUGGGUGUAAAAAAGCAGAUGUUGCACUCAGAAUAAAUAAACUGUCUGGUUUUUAUACACACCAAGCUCCAUGCAUGAGUAUUUUCUCUUAAGUUCUACAAAGAUUCAGCUCAGCUUUUCAAAAUUUUUGAACAUAAACACAAAAUUAUUUGCAAGAACAGCAUUUUUUCACCUGUCAGCAGCUGAGCUAAUCUCAUGUCCUAACAUUUAAAUUUUUGUGUCACAAGGCAUUACUGGACGUUUCCUAUGCUAGCGACUGUUUUUCUGCUAUGUACUUUACAUUCAUAAGGCAUACUGAAAGUCUCUGUAAUUUUCACUGUAUGUCGCCCCCUGCAAGGUUCUCAGUUCUUAAAAUACAGAGUAACUUGGGGAACAAAAUUAUUGGCGGUGAACAAAGAUAGGAGAAGGAAUUCAGCCUGUCAAUACAGUGUCAAGAAUUAUUUCCUUGCUUGAAGUUUUGGCCAGGUAGAUUUAUUCUCUCUUAAUCGCAUAAACUAGUUCUUUUGCAGCCAAUCAGAUUUUGGUUUAAGAAAAUUUUGAUGUCACAGCUUCAGGGAACUUCCUCUGAAUGCUUUGCAGUUGCUAAUAGUGCUUAGUAGCUUUUUUCCUCCACUGGAGGUUAUUUUUCCAUGCAUGCUUUAGUAAAAAUGAAGGAAAUUCACAAAGAUUUUACAUAGGAAAAAUACUGAAAACGAUGCUUUAGGUAAGCAAAGAUUUUCUGUUAAGCUACCUUUAUGAUUGGAUUAACAAGGAUUCCUGUCUACAAGUGUCCCUUCAAUUUAUUAUUAGCAAGGGCUUUAUUCCUCAUUGUUUUCUCUAUAAUCAAAUAAUCAUGCAUUAUAACCCUUGAGCAGAAAGAGAAAAAAAUGAUAAUUGUUGAACUCACCGUGAAUUUUUGUAAAAUAUAAAUUUAUCAGUGAAUCUCACAGCCCUGUCGGUUUUUGAUUUGUUUAAAUGUGUGUAUGUGAGCGAUCUCAUUUCCUGAAUUAUUUUUUGUUUUUUUUCUAAAACCAUUAUGGUAAGAAAUGUUGGUGAUUUUUCUUAGAAAACACUUCAAAGCUCAUUAAAUUUGACUAGUGAGCAUGUUCAUGAUUUUUUGAAAUUGCUGGGCAAUGCCGUUCGAACUUCAGUACUAGAAAAGGCGCUGUAUCAACAACUUUACUUGAAAAAGCGUUUUGAUUAAUUUAUCCCAUGAGAUGAUCUUUAAUACCUCAUAACUUUGGAGAACUUGCAUAAAUGAAGUGCCUCUGAAAUAUUUUUUGGUUGUGUCAAUAUGUGGUAAAUGUCAACUUAUUGAUGGACGGCGAAGAUCUUUUGGAAAAGUUGACAAGGCAUGAAUGAGAAAGGUGGAGUUUGUUUCAUCUUUAAGGCCACAAGUUUUUGAGGCUCCGGCAGUCUUUAGCAUUUUUAAAUUGUACCGUAUGAAACUUAAAGAAACUUUGUUUUCAAGAUAGAAUGUAUUACCUAUGGUAUAUAUGAAAGGUGAUUGGCGACUUAUAUUUUUUACAAAAGGAUCUGAUUAUUUAGUAUGAUCGUGUCUAAGAAUAAUUGCUGAAAAUUGUUUAUUUUUUAUACUUGUGAGUAUAUCUCUUCUAUUUGCCAUCCUUCGCUUUCGAUAAUUGUGCGAUUUUAUAUGGGUUUGAGUGUAUACAAUUAUGAUGUACUAUCACAAAAGUUCCUAACCAGUGUACAUCUUUCUUUUCGCCUCCACGAACUUCAUUUAACACACAUAGGCUUUUCAUGGCUUUUUUAUCAUUACUUUCUUUUUUUUUUUUUUUUUUUUUUUACCAAAGAAAAUCUAAAUCUCUCUUUUCAAUGGUAUACAUUAAGGGUUAUUUGUGGUACUCAUUUGUCAUGAAUGUUACAAGCUAAUUUUUGGUGUAGUGAAAUAAUUGGAAGAAGAGGAGAGAGAAACAGUGUCCAUAUAUGUUCUUGGACGUUUAAGCUGUUGAAUAUGGACCAGUUUUGGAUUCAUAUCAGGAACAAAAAAAAGUGCCCCUCAAAUGAAAUUAACUUUCUGUUUGUUUGUGUUUUUUUACCAUGUUCUACUGAUUCAGUAACACUUUUUUCUAGGGAAAAGUCACCUCAUUUCUCAAAAAUUUUAGUUUAUCUGAUGCUGAUUCCUUAAAUAUCCCCUCCUUAUCAGUGUGUACUGCUAUAAGUAAUGUGAGUGGUUGAAAACUUUGCUAAGCAAUUAAAUGUCCAGUAAUGUUUCCUCUCUCUAACAUUCAGUGAGAGUCACUUAAUUUGAGUCUUAAAAUAAGUUUCAGCUAAAGGGUCACAGAUUUACUUUUGUUCAAUCUGACCUGUGAACAAUUUGCACUUAGAUUGUCAAGCACUCGAUGCCUUUAAUUCAAUAUUCCCUUUGUUUUCUUCUUCUGGUCAAUUAAAGAACAAAUUUAAUUUUUUCAUGCCCUGUCUUGGCAUGACAUUUUCCAGCAAUGAAUGGUCGAAAUGAGUUGUAUUGACAAAUGGACCACAUUUAGCAGAAAGAAACCAAGCCGCAUCAGCAAUUGCCAAAUUUAUCUGGGCACUUUAAUUUUUUACAAGAAAAGGUUUGUACGGAUUCCUUUGAAAAUUCUACGGAAUUCACCUUGUAAUAUGUAGAAAAUUCACUGAAAUUUGCACAAAAAUCCACACAACCGUUUUUAUGUGAGAUAAUUCAAUUGCCUAAUUAAGUUUAGCACUAGCUGAUGUGACUCAGUUCCUCUCUGUUUAACGUGGCCCUAAUUUUAUCUCCCAACUCAGGAGAAGAAAUGAAGCAAGCUGGCCAACAAGUAGCAAGAUCCCUAAAUGACUUCAUUUUGCAACAAGGAACCACUAUUUCUGACUGAUUUUAUAUGCUAUUGGUUUUCUUAUGCAGAUCGGUGCUCUUAUAGAAGAGCGCGAGAUAGCGGGUUUCUUAUUGCAAAAUGUAAUCCAAAUCUUGAGAUCUGCUGCCAGAGCGUGCUUCAGAUAGCUUGUUCUUUUUGAUGCCUGUGGAGAAAAAGGAAUUCUCAUUUCUACGCACAUAACAAAAGAGGACAAGUUAUCUGAAACAGGCUCUAGGUCUGCUUGUUGCAGUAAUUAAUAUUGAAUAGCUCAAAAUAGAUGGGUUGCAGACAAAUAUCAAGAAAAGACAAAGCCUUAAAUUUUAAGCUUGUUUAAAUUUUGUUUUUGUUUUUAUCAAGCAUCAAUCUCUAUUAAACGAAAUGAUGCACCCUAUUGUUUCAAAUUUUUAUUUCUUUGUUUUAAGUUUUAUUUGAUGACAAGAUGCCUUUUGAUUUUUACCCCUCGUAGUCGCGUUUAGUUUGAAUUUUCUAUGUUUCAAAAUUAAAGAAGCGAAGAACACAUUUUAACACUGCUGUACAUUCAGAAGUCUGAAUUAUUUUCUUUCUCUUCUUUUAAAUUUGUUUGCAAUAUUCGGAUUUGCAUGAUUUUAGUGAUAAUAAUUGGAAAGAUUCUAACUGUAAAAAAAUAAAAAGUAUGUCAUUUGUAA
Messenger RNA from Bemisia tabaci, 4445 nucleotides. RefSeq names its product cysteine-rich hydrophobic domain-containing protein 2. Lineage: Eukaryota; Metazoa; Arthropoda; Insecta; Hemiptera; Aleyrodidae. The record is from RefSeq and is a predicted model, not a curated record.